This is a messenger RNA of Xenopus tropicalis (tropical clawed frog), 6815 nucleotides long. It is a transcript of the gene celf2, whose product is annotated as CUGBP, Elav-like family member 2. The record is from RefSeq and is a predicted model, not a curated record. Gene Ontology annotation, molecular function: nucleic acid binding; RNA binding. Bases 194 to 1840 code for a protein of 548 amino acids. Lineage: Eukaryota; Metazoa; Chordata; Amphibia; Anura; Pipidae. The transcript has 15 exons. Gene Ontology annotation, cellular component: ribonucleoprotein complex; nucleus; cytoplasm.
GCAGUAGAUUUCAGAAGGGAUUGGAGGAAAACAAGAGGGGGAGAGAAUGUGACAACUGCCGGCUCUGGCUGCUGCCUUGGGGAGGCCUCCCGCACCUGUCCCUGCCUGUCUCUUGGCCAGCACUGUUGUUGAAUCAGACAAGCAGAGAAACAUUCUUAUUUGCCAGAGCAGAACGGCGUGCAGAAGCAAGAACAUGACUUCUUCAUUCAAGCUGGAUUUUCUUCCUGAUAUGAUGGUCGAUAGCCGUUUGCUAGUUUCUGACAGAAUCUCCCUGGCUUGUUUCACUUCUGAGAUUGAGAGUAACGGCACAACCAACAAGAUGAAUGGAGCUUUGGAUCACUCAGACCAGCCAGACCCAGAUGCCAUUAAGAUGUUUGUUGGUCAGAUCCCACGAUCGUGGUCAGAAAAAGAGCUUAAGGACCUUUUUGAGCCUUAUGGAGCUGUCUAUCAGAUCAAUGUCCUGCGAGAUCGGAGUCAAAACCCACCACAAAGCAAAGGUUGUUGUUUCGUAACGUUUUAUACAAGAAAAGCUGCACUAGAAGCACAGAACGCUUUGCACAAUAUUAAAACUUUACCUGGGAUGCAUCAUCCUAUUCAGAUGAAACCUGCAGACAGUGAAAAGUCAAAUGCUGUGGAAGACAGAAAAUUGUUCAUUGGGAUGGUUUCGAAGAAAUGUAACGAGAACGAUAUCAGGGUGAUGUUCUCUCCAUUUGGUCAGAUAGAAGAAUGUAGAAUUCUGCGGGGACCUGACGGGCUGAGUCGAGCAAGUCAACACUGCUGUGCGUUUGUUACAUUUUCUACAAGGGCAAUGGCACAGAAUGCAAUCAAAGCCAUGCACCAGUCUCAGACCAUGGAGGGCUGUUCUUCACCAAUAGUGGUGAAGUUUGCCGAUACUCAGAAAGAUAAAGAGCAGAGGCGUCUACAGCAGCAGUUAGCACAGCAAAUGCAACAGCUUAAUACUGCCACCUGGGGAAACCUAACCGGGCUUGGAGCACUGACACCACAGUAUUUAGCACUCCUGCAGCAAGCCACCUCCUCCAGUAACCUGGGUGCAUUUAGCGGCAUUCAGCAAAUGGCUGGCAUGAAUGCUUUGCAAUUACAGAAUUUGGCUACUUUAGCAGCUGCAGCAGCCGCAGCCCAAACCUCAGCAACCACCACAAAUGCAAAUCCUCUCUCCACAACGACUAGUGCACUGGGAGCGCUAACAAGUCCGGUGGCUGCAUCAACUGCUAACUCUUCAGCUGGAGCUGCCAUGAAUUCUUUGACAUCUCUGGGCACGUUACAGGGUCUGGCUGGGGCUACUGUUGGACUGAAUAAUAUUAAUGCACUAGCAGGUACCGUAAACAUUGCUCAAAUGCUCUCAGGUAUGGCGGCUUUGAAUGGAGGACUUGGUGCCACAGGCUUGACGAAUGGUACAGCUGGUACAAUGGAUGCCCUCACCCAGGCCUACUCAGGAAUUCAGCAGUACGCAGCGGCGGCACUGCCUACAUUAUACAGUCAGAGUUUGCUACAACAACAGAGUGCUGCGGGCAGCCAGAAAGAAGGCCUCCUUUUUAUUUCCUCUCAAGGCCCUGAAGGAGCAAAUCUAUUUAUUUAUCAUCUUCCUCAAGAGUUUGGAGACCAGGACAUCCUACAGAUGUUUAUGCCUUUUGGAAAUGUUAUCUCUGCUAAAGUAUUUAUUGACAAACAGACCAAUCUGAGCAAGUGCUUUGGUUUUGUUAGCUAUGACAAUCCUGUCUCUGCACAAGCUGCUAUCCAGGCAAUGAAUGGCUUUCAGAUCGGCAUGAAACGCUUGAAAGUUCAGCUGAAACGCUCCAAAAAUGAUAGCAAACCUUACUGAUCCUAACCCCAGAAGAUUUCUGCUCUUAUUUUAGCUUUCAUAGGGUAAGUCCCAUGAGCCAGCCUGUUCUCCACUGGGGGCUGAGGAGGAAAACAUUGCCAACACUCACCGAAAGAGACAUUUAUUUUUACAUUAAACGCUUCCAUUCCCUUCUACCCUAGCCCCCUGAUUGUGCCAUUACUCUGGCUAUAUUUUCUUACCCAGAAUCCAGCAAGUUGUGUAACAAUAUUUUGUUUCAUUUUUCAGUUCCCACUUUUUCUUUGUAUGACACCUUACUAUUUUACAAUAGCUAAAAAAAAACUAUGUGCAAUUAAACUCUACAGCCACUGGUGCCAUCCAACUCCUGAAGAUGAGUAAAGAUUUAAGGACCUGGUUAUGUGAUAGUGACACCAGCAGUUAAGAGCGAUAUGAUUGCCUAGUGUUGCCAAUGAGAGUACUUUUGUAUGCAAGGAUCACUAACAUAUAGGCAGAACAACAGAGUCUUUCCACUGCAUCAAAUUGUUUUUGAAGGUUUGGUUUGAUUUGGGUAGAUUUUCUGAUAAAACUGGUCAUUAUUUCUGUUUUCAUGAUAGAUCAUAACAUACUGCUUUUGUUACUGGUUUAUUUAUUAAUUUAUUUAUGUUAUUAUACAAUGAGUAUGUUUUAAGGCUACAUGUAAAAAAAACGACUUGGAGAUCUGUUUCUAAAGCUACAGGGUUUAAAUAUAACAAAAUGAGUGAAAAUACUUGAUGUUUCUUGAAAGAUAAAUUUAAUAAUAAAGGAAGCCACAGGCCUGUAAAUUUUAUUUGUAAAAAAAACAUUUCUAUUUUUAUACAAAAUUUUUACUGCCUCAGACAUAAUGGGAGUUAUUUAUUGUUAACUUAUUGGAUACCUAAAGAGAAGUUCUCAAUGCUAGCUAGAUACCUUUUAAAAUAGACUCUAGAGUAAAAGAUUGUUUUAAAAAAAAAAGAUACCAUAUUUUCACAUAAUACCCCAUUAUGCACAAUUCACUCUCUUCCUCCUGUAUGUUUUGUUUAUUCAUGUGGUUUACCUGUUUAUCUGUUUGUUAGUUUCCAUUGCCUAGAUAAAGGUUUGUCGUGUGACUUAUAUCUGUUGUGUGGCAUUUGUUCAAGUGGCCUCUUUUACCCUGUGUGCCCCUUCCUUCCCAAAGCAACCCAUCUGCACUAACUCUAACUAGAUGGUCUCUGUUGGGCAGCUUUUUGUAAACUCUCAAAAAUACAUUUGAAGAACAUGCAAAUAUGGAAUGAAAUAUAGCCUUUAGCAACAACGAUCUGCAUAAUAUUUACACUCCUUCACUGGUUAACUCUUUCAGUGCUGGGAAAGCCAGAACUGCAUUACGUGUGAAUGGACUACUGACCGGUUCAGCACUGAAGAGCUUAAAAGUGAUUUUUUUUUAUACUGCUUAGAUUCUGUGUAACUUUAUACUCUUCCUUGUUUUUUUUUCCCUAGAACAUCUCCAUGCCUGUUAGUUCACCGUUUGCCUAGCAUGUCCCUGUGGCGUCUAUAUAAAAAAAAAAAAGUUUCAUCGUCCCGUCAUUGUUUCUGAUGUCUUUCUGACCUCACAUCAUAUUUGGUCCUCCAACUGACUUAGUUUGACUUCUGAAUUUUAUAUGUGAUCUCAUCUAGCUAUGAAUUCUGGAAAAAAAAAAAGUCAAAUGUGAAAAGCAUUGCAGCAUUCACGCAAGACUGAAAUUUACUAUCAGAUAUUAGAGUUAAAAAAAAAAAAAGAAAAAACCUGUGGCAAAAAAAAUAUUUUUUUUUCUUUUUGGUUUCAUGAUACAAACAGACUUGAAAGUAUUAUACAGGGAUUAGCAUUCUGUCUGGUCACUGUUACCUAAAGCAAUAUGUGUCCAGGAAUGCAGAAUGUUGGUUUCUUAAUGAAGCAGACAACUUCCAAAACAGUUUGAGAAAAACUGUCUGAUUUUAAGUCUCUAGAGCUCUGUAAUAGUUUUUACAUUUUUCAGGCAGUGUAAAGUUUUUUGAUAAGGCCAUUUUAGGUGGCUCACUUUCUCAUUAAAUUAUAUAUAUAGAACCACUUUUUUGUAGAUUAGUAUAAGAAAAUAUUUACCCUGUUUCAGGGCAAAUGCUACCUAGUUCUGUCACCUUUUGCUGAACUGACUCACAGUUAGACAAUCCAUGGUUUAAUGCACAUGAAAUUACCUAUAUUUUAUACUGUUUAAUUGUACAGAAGAGAAGGUAACUGUAUACUGUGUCACAUUGGUGCUUCUGUGAAUUUAGUUGUGGCUUCAUUAAGUCUUAAAAGUCUUCAGUGUUCUAUGUUUAACAAGUUGAAAAAACAAAUUGGUUUACUUGAACGAAAAAUACUUUUCAGAACUAAAGUCUGUUUGCUAUGAUUUCAUGUGAAACAAACUAUUCCAGAAAAAAAAAAAAGUUUUGUGUUGGCUUGUAAAGAAUUGAUGUUAUUAUUUUCUAUUGUUGGGAAACUUAGAUGUGUUUGUGUUCAGCAAAAUGUGACCUGGUUUUUUUUCUGUUCAAGAAAAAAAAAUCAGCGAAAAUACAGUGCCAAAUUCCAAAGGUACUUCCUGCCUAAAGCUUCAGUGUAUUUCGUGUACGAAGUAAUUUGAUAACAUGGGUAUUUUAUUAUGUGUUUUGUAUAAAUCCCUUCUAUUUAAAAAGAGAGAGGUUACAAAGUUUGUUAACUUGCUAUCCUGUGGUCUUGUUGCCUGAAAUUGUUAUUGUUUGUUAAUUCUCUUUGAUGUUUUUGGUAAAACAUUGUAUACAGUAAGUGCCCAUGUUACACUUUUUUAAAAACCACUCUGCACAUGAAAAGCUGUGAAAGCAAACCUCACCAUUGUACUUUUUUCAUGGUCUGUGGAAGUCCCUAAGGUGUCAAACGGUUGAACUGCUAUUCCUUUUAAUUAAACGUGCUGUCCUAACGAAUCAGGGUAUUUAAAGCACACGUGGAACUUAUAAGAUGUAUAAAGCACAUGAACACUUACGGAAUUUGUAGAACUACACAAAACUCAUUUUUUUUCUAGCGUCACCACAUAGUCCAAAUUCACACUGUAGAAGCUUAGAACAAAACAUUGAACUGAAAAGUGCCAUAUUUCCUAUUGUGAUUCUGUCAUCAUGGAAAUAACAUAAAUGACAUGGCUCAUGUAAACGUACAGAUCGCAAUGAAAAAGAAACACACAUUCUUAUUUGGUUUUUUAAAUCCCCAGCAGGAACCGAAUGUGUGUCCUAGAGAACUGCUUGUAAAAGUUUGCACUCAGUUAAUAAAGACUUUGUUAUCAUGUUAGUGCCUAAUAUAAAUGAAAUUAAACGCAUUCAGUCCAUUAAAUGCAGUAAAGCAAACUUGUACAAAGUUACUUUUCCCCAUGUACCAUCAUCCGUGUUGAGAAAAUCAGGAUUUAUAUCGUGAUCCUUGCAAGUGUUUACUACUAUAUUCCUGGCUCCAUCCAGAACCAUUUGAGGGCUAUUUUUUUAUUAAAAAGGAAAAAAAAAAGAAAUGAUUAUAAAUAAGAUUUUUUUGUCAUAAAGAUUUAUGUGAGUUUGAUGAACUUGAAAUUUGUAAAAUGUUGCCCCUUUCGAAAUAUAAUUCAUAGCAGAAGUGACAUUUACUAUUCAUGUUAAAAAAUUUUCUAAUAAUAUAUUUAUAAAGCCUUUUCACUGGCUCACGUUUAAUAAAAAAAUACAAGUAAUUCUCGGCAUUAAGCACACAUUACCCCAUUACACAUUGGUACAAGUCAGGGUAUUAAACUUCUCUGUAUCAGAAGAGAUCGAUAGUGUGAGGCUGACUACCAUUUGAUACUUCAGAGGCAUUGACUUAGCAACCAAAUUAAAACCAGUUAAUGUCUUAUGUGCUGGGGGGCAUGUGGCGCACAGAUGCAGCAGGCUUAAUUGAUGCACUUAGCACAUAGAGCCACCCCAUACUUCAUUUGAAAUAAAUGGUGUACCAUGUGCAUUGUGUGCCCUAAAUGCACCAUAAAAGCCAGCUAUAUCUGUGGUAGCACAUUAAAAGGUCCUCUUCAGCACCAAUGUGGUUUCAUACCUGGAUUGCACUGAUAAGACAGUGCUUAAAGGACUAAUAUGUUCAACUUUUUUCACCAUGGGGAUCCUAGUUUUUUUGACUUGUGCAACUCUGAAGUCAUUAACCGUUCUGUUUUUAUUAACUCAAGUGCUAAAUGACAAUAAGGAAAAAUGCUGUAGCUUCAUGACAUUCUGAACUACAUCAUACAAAAGAAAUGUAUUUGUGUUACUUUUUUUGUGCUGUGAGAAUUGUUGUUUGUAGAUUAAAUAAUAAUUCAUUUUGUUUUGAAUUACAAAUAGUUUUUUGAGUAUUGUCUGAGAAAAGCCAAAGUUAAUGCAAUUUUAGUGGAACCUGUAAGUUCAUUUAAGUAUUGUUUCUGUAUUCUGUUUAACUGAUGCAUUUUUGGUUCUAUUGUGUGAUGGAAUAUAAGCCAAAAAAAGAAAAAAAAGAAGAAAAAAACAGGCUUUCCUAUUUCUACAAACUGAUUGUACUUCUGAAUUUUGUACCAGUGCAAAAUUUUAUACUGGAGAUUAAAAAAACUAAAGGAAAAGGUGUGGCUUACUCUUGAGGGCCUGAUUCGGACUGAUUCUGAGUUUGAUUUCUGGUUGAUAAAACAAAAAGUUGGUUUUGCUUUCAACAGUUAAAAACUUUGGCUUGCUUUUUUUUAUUUGCUUAUGUCUAGACUUUAGAAUUAUGUCUAAAACAAAGCGGUAAGUUUCACUUUUUAUUAUGUAUUGUGCAGUUACACAAUAAGGUAAUUAGAGUUAGGCGUACACAGUCACUUUAAGUGGAUAAAUGUAUUAGUAAAACAAAAAAAAAUAGAGGUUUGCUUUUUUGCUGUUUAGAUCAAAGUUUUUCUGAUUCUUCUGUCUUCAUUGUGAACAUAACUGUGUAGUUAAAACAGUCAAACUUAUUUUUGUAAUGUAUGUUAUUGUGUGAUGCAGUUUUUGCUUCUGUCUUCAAUAUUAAACCAUUUUCCUAAUA